AUAUCGAGACAGAACGUGUGCUCGGCGGAAGAGUGAAAAUGUGCUGUACUGUUUAUCCUGACGUCAGUUAGCACGUCUUGCACUACUGCUGCUGUCUCAUAACUACGUUUCAGAAAGAAUUAGGGAAUCGAUAGGCUGGAGAAAACAGUUUGCACAUCGGUCCUCGCGGAGUCACUGAAAUUAUUUCUGCAUCUAUUCCAAACUGGACUAAAACAGCACAAUGAACAACUGUGCAUUUCUACUGAUCCUGGCCGUUCACAUUUACGCCGAAGGCAUAGAGGGACCAACAGCAGCAGGCUGCACCUUUGACGAGGAUUCUGAGCCCAGUCUGUGUGACUUCACCCAAGGGGAGGAGGAUGACUUUGACUGGCAGCUCUUCAGGACACACAACUCACCCUACGCCUCUUCUGACCUCCUGCGUGGUUCCUAUAUGCUGGUGAACUCUUCCCAGCAUGCUGCAGGGCAUCGCGCCCAGCUCCUGCUGCAGACGCUGAGUGAAAAUGACACACACUGCGUCCAGUUCAGCUACUUCCUGUACAGCCGCGAUGGCCACAGUCCAGGGGCACUGCGAGCGUAUGUUCGGGUCAACGGCGGCCCGCUGGGUAGCCCAGUGUGGAACACGUCGGGGUCCCACGGACCACAGUGGCACCAAGUGGAGCUGGCUGUCAGCACCUUCUGGCCCAAUGAGUACCAGGUCCUGAUCGAAGCAACUGUUUCCAGGGAGCGGCGAGGCUACAUCGCCAUUGAUGACAUCAUGCUCCUGACCUAUCCCUGUUAUAAGGCACCCCACUUCUCCCGGCUGGGGGAUGAGGAGGUCAACGCUGGGCAGAAUGCCACCUUCCAGUGUGUGGCAUCGGGCCGGGCAUCGGAAGCUGAGAAGUUCCUACUGGAGAGGCACAGUGGGGACGUGACAUCCACAGCCUUGGUCAAGCACCUGAGUCACCGGCGCUUUGUGGCGUCAUUACAGGUGGACAGUGUGCAGUGCAACAACCAGGACCUGUACCGAUGUGUCACCCAGUCCUCCAGGGGCUCUGGGGUCUCCAACUUCGCUGAACUCAUCGUCAAAGUUCCCCCCUCCCCUAUCGCGCCCCCACAGCUGCUGAGAGCUGGCUCCACAUAUCUGAUCAUCCAGCUGAACACCAACUCCAUCCUGGGAGAUGGCCCUAUUAUCAGGAAGGAGAUUGAGUACCGGGCCAGCCAAUCACCUUGGUCUGAGGUCCAUGGGGUCAACAUGGUCACCUACAAGCUGUGGCACCUGGACCCAGACACGGAGUAUCACAUAAGUGUGUUGCUGACCCGGCCCGGAGAGGGCGGCACCGGACCACCUGGACCACCCCUCGUCAGCAGGACUAAGUGUGCAGAACCCACACGGGCCUUGCGAAGUCUCACAGCCUCAGAGAUCCAGUCCAGGCAGCUGACCCUGCAGUGGGAGACGCUGGCCUACAACUUGACCCGCUGCCACACCUACUCUGUGUCCCUGUGCUACCACUAUGCCACCGUAGGGGGCGGCGGUGGGCACAACACUACUGUGCGUGAGUGCCUGGCGGUUGAGCACAAUGCCUCACGCUUCACCCUGCGUGACCUGCCGGCCUACCACUCCAUCCAGGUCCGUUUGGCGCUCGCCAACCCUGAGGGUAAGAAGGAGGGUCGGGAGGUCACCUUCCAGACUGAAGAGGACAUUCCCGGUGGCAUCACCCCUGAAUCGCUGACCUUCACCCCCCUGGAAGACAUGAUCUUCCUCAAGUGGGAGGAGCCAGUGGAACCCAAUGGUCUCAUCACCCAAUACGAGAUCAGCUAUCAGAGCAUUGAGUCGUCUGACCCAGGCAUCAAUGUGCCAGGACCUAGGAGAACAGUGUCGAAGCUGAGGAACGAGACCUAUCACAUGUUCUCCAACCUUCACCCUGGCACCACAUAUCUGAUUUCUGUCCGUGCUCGCACAACCAAGGGCUUCGGCCAGACCGCCCUAACUGAGAUCACCACCAACAUUUCUGCUCCAAUGUUUGACUAUGGAGACAUGCUGUCCCCUCUGAGUGAAACAGAGAGCACGAUCACUGUGUUGCUUCGCCCCGCCCUGGGCAGGGGAGCACCCGUCAGUACGUACCAGGUUGUGGUAGAGGAGGAGAGUGGCAGGAAGGUGAAGAGGGAGCUGGGGGUUCAGGACUGUUACCCUCUGCCCAUGUCCCAUGGGGAGGCCCAGGCCAGAGGGACCUCCAACUACUACACGGCCGAGCUGCUUCCCAGCAGCUUGCCUGAAGCCAGCCCCUUCACCGUGGGGGACAACCACACCUACAAUGGCUACUGGAACACCCCGCUGGACCCCCGCAAGAGCUACCUCGUCUACUUCCAGGCCAUGAGCAACUUCAGAGGGGAAAGCAGAAUAAACUGCAUCCGAAUAGCCCGCAAAGUGGCCUGUAAGGACCACCGGCGGGCUCUGGAGGUGUCCCAACACUCAGAGGAGAUGGGGCUGAUCCUGGGGGUGUGUGCUGGGGGCCUGGUGGUGCUCAUCCUGCUCCUGGGGGCCAUCAUCAUCAUCAUAAGGAAGGGGAAGCCAGUGAACAUAAAUAACACACCCAUAACGUACCGUCAGGAGAAGAGUCACAUGGGUUCGAUGGAGCGCAGUUUCACUGACCAGAGUACCCUGCAGGAGGAUGAGCGUGUGGCCCUCUCUGCAGCACGCAUGGCACACACCUGCAGCAUGCGCGGUGAGCAGUGUAGCUCAGUGAACGAGUCCAGUAGUCUUCUGGGGGGUUCGCCACGACGCCAGUGUGGGCGUAAGGGCUCACCCUACCACACUGGUCAGCUCCACCCUGCUGUGCGCGUGGCUGACCUUCUCCAGCACAUCAACCAGAUGAAAACUGCAGAGGGGUACGGCUUCAAACAGGAGUACGAGAGCUUCUUUGAUGGCUGGGACUGCACCAAAAAGAAGGACAAAACUAAAGGGAGGAAUGACACGUUGAUGGGAUAUAAGUCAUCAUGGACAUGCCAGCCCUCUUGGGACGAAUGCACUGAUCACCACAACCGACACAGAGUCAAGCUCCACCCACUCCUGGGAGACCCCAACACCGACUACAUCAACGCCAACUACAUAGACAUUCGGAUUAACAGGGAAGGCUACCAUCGGUCCAACCACUUCAUAGCCACUCAGGGGCCCAAACAGGAGACAGUGUAUGACUUCUGGAGGAUGGUGUGGCAGGAGAACUGCUUCAGCAUCGUCAUGAUCACUAAACUGGUAGAGAUAGGCAGGGUGAAAUGCUGUAAAUACUGGCCUGAUGACAGUGAGAUGUAUGGAGACAUCAAGAUUACACUGCUGAAGCUGGACACACUUUCAGAGUACACAGUUCGUACUUUUGCCUUGGAGAGGAUGGGCUACUCAGCUAAACACGAGGUGCGUCAGUUCCACUUCACGUCCUGGCCGGAGCAUGGGGUUCCCUACCACGCCACAGGCCUGCUGGCCUUCAUACGGCGGGUCAAAGUAUCCACGCCCCCCGAUGCUGGACCUGUGGUCGUCCACUGCAGUGUGGGGGCGGGCCGCACAGGCUGCUACAUCGUGCUGGACGUCAUGCUGGACAUGGCCGAGUGUGAGGGUGUGGUGGACAUCUACAACUGUGUCAAAACCCUCUGCUCACGACGCAUUAACAUGAUCCAGACAGAGGAGCAGUACAUAUUUAUCCAUGAUGCCAUCCUGGAGGCUUGUCUGUGUGGAGAGACGGCAAUCUUGGUGAAUGAGUUUGCACUCAUCUACAAAGACAUGCUGCGUUUGGACUCUCAGAGCAACUCCUCCCAGCUACGAGAUGAGUUCCAGACGUUGAACUCGGUCACCCCUCACCUGGAUGCGGAGGAGUGCAGCAUCGCCCUGCUCCCCAGGAACCGGGAGAAGAACCGCAGCAUGGACGUGCUGCCGCCCGACCGCGUUCUGGCAUUCCUGGUCACCACUGAGGGCGAGAGCAACAACUACAUCAACGCGGCACUCACUGACAGCUUCCACCAGCCCGCCGCUUUCAUCGUCACCCCUCACCCGCUCCCCGGCACCACCGCCGACUUCUGGAGGUUGGUGUUCGACUACGGCUGCACCUCGGUGGUCAUGCUCAACCAGCUCAACCAGUCCAACUCUGCCUGGCCCUGUGUCCAGUACUGGCCAGAGCCUGGUCUGCAGCAGUAUGGGUCAAUGGAGGUUGAGUUCCUGUCCAUGUCAGCUGACGACGACGUCAUCACUCGUCUGUUCUGUGUAAAAAAUGUGACAAGGCCCCAGGAGGGCCAGCUGGUGGUGUGUCAGUUCCAGUUCCUGCGCUGGUCAGCCUACCGUGACGUGCCCGACUCCAAGAAGGCCUUCCUCAGCCUACUGGCUCACGUGCACAAGUGGCAGAGGGAGUGUGGAGAUGGCCGCACUGUUGUCCACUGCCUGAACGGCGGUGGGCGCAGUGGGACAUUCUGUGCCAGCACCAUCCUGCUGGAGAUGAUACAGUACCAGAACAUGGUGGACAUCUUCUACUCCAUCAAGACACUCCGCAACUCCAAACCCAACAUGGUGGAGUCACUGGACCAAUACCGAUUCUGCUACGACCUUAUCCUGGAGUACUUGGACUGCAUAGAAGAUAGCAUGAGAUAGCAAUGUUCCGUAGCUGGUGCGUCUUGUGGGCUGUGACUGCUGACUGGGUUACACACCCUGUGACCCCCUCAACAUUUACUUUAUUGUUUGGAUUAAUCUGCCUAAGGUGUUGUGAAGGACAACAAUAGACAAAAAAGGGGGAAGUGCUCCUCACUUUUAACCCUUUAAUGUACAGCUGUGGUUUCCUCCAUUUUAUUGUUGACGUUGGUUGUUUUCCUGUAUGAUACUUUCAGCUUCGUUUUUGUGCGUUCUUGGUAUUUGCCUCUGGACUGGAGCUCUUUUGUGCUAAAUGUUUCUGUGGCGUCAAUGAUGGAGAAACAUGAGAGAGUACCUGUGGAGAGGUUACCCUGCCUUUCAUCAUUUUUCUUCAAACAUGGAUGGCCCGGGCAGUUUUUUGUCUUGUUGAUGAGAGUCCGGCGCUAAAAACAGAAUUUGCCUCUACAUGGAAGUGUUCCGGUCUCUCCAAGAGACACAGCAAAUGCAGUCUACUGUGGUGAAUACAAGAUAUCUCUACCACAAACUGCCUCACCGUCCACUAACACUGGGGGAGAUAUAGUACAACUCAAUGGAAUGAUUUCAAUGGGCUACAUGAAAAACAGUGCUUUGCGUAAUACAUUUUCCAAUUUGGCAGUGCUAUGAUAAAUAGAUGAGAGUCAUCGAGACAGGAGGAAGAAGUACAAUUUUAUGUGUUUGCCACUUUUUGUGAUGGGCCAACCUGGUAUGUCAUAAGACUGAUCCAAUGCCAAUCAAACGGGAUGCCUAACCUGUCACUUAAUUUAAUUGUGUCAAUCCCACAGACUGACUUGAAUCCUGUCUUCACUUUGUUCUACUCCUUCAUGUUGAUGCAUGUACAGUGCAUUCGGAAGGUAUUCAGACCCCUUGACUUUUUCCACAUUUUAUUCUGUUACACCCUUAUUCUAAAAUUACCCCUUAUUUAUA
Messenger RNA from Oncorhynchus tshawytscha (Chinook salmon), 5545 nucleotides. RefSeq names its product receptor-type tyrosine-protein phosphatase U. The record is from RefSeq and is a predicted model, not a curated record. Gene Ontology annotation, biological process: protein dephosphorylation. The transcript is spliced from 30 exons. Bases 221 to 4606 code for a protein of 1461 amino acids. Gene Ontology annotation, molecular function: protein tyrosine phosphatase activity; protein binding. Gene Ontology annotation, cellular component: membrane. NCBI's taxonomy places the organism in Eukaryota, Metazoa, Chordata, Actinopteri, Salmoniformes, Salmonidae.